Molecule: messenger RNA, 4431 nt
Organism: Ciona intestinalis (vase tunicate)
Lineage: Eukaryota; Metazoa; Chordata; Ascidiacea; Phlebobranchia; Cionidae
Source: RefSeq, a predicted model, not a curated record
AGUGUGUAAAUUGCCAAAGAUUUGGUUUUGAACUAUCUUUCGAAUAAGCCACUUCUCAUGUUUUUUCAAAUUACCUCUGACUAAAUUUUAACUGAUUUUUAAAGCCUACAAUAUUAUUCUGUGUUGUUUAAGUGUGUGCUUGAUACUAAAUUUUAUCAUAACAAUAAUAGAAUAAGUUCUCUCUAUAAUGUCCUUGUUAUUACUUUUGUAUAUUAUACACCUUGCAAAGUUUACAUUAAGUACCUGCAACUACAAGGAGGGGCAAGAUGAAACAUCACGUUAAACACUUUAAUAUUAUUAUGAUAUUUGCAACCCAUUAAUUAAGCCAUAUGUCAACUGAUCAAAUGUCGGAAUUCGUAACAAACAUAUUUUAUCUUUUUCCGCAAAACUGAAAGUCCGUUUAACACCGAUUUUUUUGUCAAACGAUACCCGUAAAAAUACGCCUAACAUGUUUUCCAUUUUGCCCUGCGUUCCAUUUCGCCCCACCACUACAAAUUCUAUACCCUUUGUUCAUCAUAAAUCGAUUAAAUUUUUCUCAUGUUUUUUUAAUGGACCUAUACAGGUAAUAGCGUUAUGACAUGAGAAGGUUAUAGGUUAGUCAGAUUAAAGUCAUAAUGAAAAAUGCCUUACGUCGGUGAACGACUGGUUGUUAAAGAAAUUAUAUCAAAAGGAAACAUUCUCAACGACAAUGACGUUGGUGUGGACUACCUUGGACAUUCGGUAUACGCAGAGGCAUUGGCCCAACGCAUUCAAAGUGUAAAUACGCCGAUUACUAUUGGAUUAUUUGCGAGGUGGGGUAGUGGCAAGUCGUUCCUUGUUAAGCAUGUGAAAGAUUACCUUCGAAGGUAUCAACACCAAUAUCAUGUUACAAAACAAGAAAAGCAAAACAAUUAUUGUAAACACGGUCCUACAAGAUGCUGCGUCCAUACAUUCGUUCUUACAUUCAUGGUGUUCCUUGUCGUGACCUGUUCAGUAUUUGCAGUGUCGCCGGUCCUUUUAACUCAAUAUGUGCAACAUUCAAAGUUAAAUACAACCAUUAACGGAACAACAAUAUCAACCGCAACGAUAUCACAAAGCUUUGAUUUCACUAAGUUGGUUCGGUACUUGUCUUUGUCGAUCUUACUCUUGUGUUUGGUAUUGGUCAGUGUCAUUGUUUGCUGUAAUCAAAACUGGUGGUCGUCGGAAUUUUUUGGAAACUUUCGUCUGAUAUCGUACGCCGCAUUUACAAAAUUACCUUCCACGAAAGAUCCAACUUCGAUCAUCCGAGACACAAUGGAGGGGGAGGUUGAACAUAUCCUCCGGGAAGAGGAGUCGGUUGAUAAUAUGGAAUACAAAGAUCAAAGGUAUAUUUUUGUCGAUUUUAAUGCUUGGGAAUAUGCUGGUAGCGAUACUUUAUGGGCAGGAAUCGUGACCAACGUUUCUGAUGCAAUUGAAGCUGAAUUCGGAAGCGUGACAUCACGCCUAUUUCGCAUGCUUACAGUAGAACUUAUUUCCCCUGAAGUCACGUCAUGCCGCUUGUUUAUAAAACUGAACGAAGCUGACCAGACCUUGAAAGAAGAAAUAAAAGAAAUAAUGUUACAAUAUGGCGUAGUGCUGGAUCUGAAACUUUACAACAGCGAGCAGCAAGGAGUAACUUGUGAUGGUUGGUGGAUAGUAGAUUACUCAUAUUCUGGCGAUGCGGCGAAUGCAAAGCAAUAUCUGGAGUUACAAGACAUAGAAGCCACAUUUGACGAUCCGGGGACACGUAAACCUCGGGAGGGCAGCUCGGAUUCGUUGAAAGAUAGAACCGCAAAAUCAAAUACAAACAAAAACAACCACGAGGUGAUAGAAAUGAAUGACAUAAAUACAGGGAAUGGAAGGUCGGAACGCAACCAUUUAAUUGAACAGCUACCAGAAACGGAAAAUAAAUCAAAAGUGGAAAAUACCGGGUUUUGGAAACAUUUUCGACAACAUCCGAAAACUACUUGUAAUUUUCCCAAUUUAUAUUGGUGGAUCUUGCUUACAACUUCGUUUAUAUCCAUCCCCGUGAUUACUAUAGUCAUCGCUGAUGCAAUGAAGCUGGAUGUCUUUCGUACACCACGGGCAGUACCAGUUGCAGUUCAAGUAGUCUCAUGGUUGCCAGCCGUGGCUGGUGCUGCUGUGGUGAUGAUGCGACUUACUUGGGCAAUGUUCCACUCUCAGAGGAAUAGAGUGAACACAGCACUUGCGGGGGCGAAAGGGAAUAUGGCGGCCGAAUUGGGAUUUAUGAAUAAAGUUAAAACGGAGGUGCAUGUUAUCACGAAGCUAAUAGAGUGCGUUCGGUUUACACAUAAGAAAAAUUAUAAAGUCGUAAUAACUAUUGACGACUUGGAUAGAGUUCCAUUAUCGCAGGUGAAAUCUGUUCUUGAAGCAGUGAGCAUUUUACUGAGUGACCGAUCGUCGCCGUUUAUUUGUUUGAUCGCAUUAGAUUCCAGGGUCGCCGUCAAAUGUAUAGAAGAAGAUAUGGGAAGUGCUUUGCUCAAAGCAAACGUAAACGGUCACGAAUACUUGAAGAAAAUUAUCAACUUGCCCUUCUGUUUACCUGAGAUUGAUAAUACGAGCAAGCAACAAUACAUUGGUGGGUUAAUUGACCAGGGCAACAAAAAGAAGGAAUAUCGCCGUGUUCCAGUGGUUAGAGAUGAAACACGAACAAGAGAGAAUGCAAGAUCAUUUCAACCUCCGCCCACUCUUCAUGCCGGCAACGGACAUGCUGCUACUCACUUUAAUGAUAUACCAACUGUCGAAAUGAAAGAAACCGACAUAACAAGCAUAAGCGAUGAUGACGAGGUUGACGACACAGACGGUUAUCAUGUACCUUCUAAUGAAAUGCGCGAAUUUGUACAACGGAGUCAAAUCCGGGGGAGGGCAGUAGUGAGAAACACACAUCCCACACCCAAUGACACUACUCCAAUAAGCAACGGAGAAUUUAUUGCCCAAUGCAAGAUAUUUCUGUACGAGAGCGAAAUGGUCAGGAGUCACCUAUUGGGAAAUCCUCGAAAUAUAAAAAGAAUUUUCAACGUUCUAUCGCUGACAACACUUAUCAUAGGUUGCAGUGAAAAAGAGCGCAAAAGGGCUAAACUAAUUAAAUGCCUUGCCCAAAGCACGCGACCGAGUAGUACUCAAGUAAACGGCUAUGAAGCGCCACCAAGCAGUAGUGCCGGUAUUAACUCUGCAGCUACGGAAGCUGUUGAAACCGAAAAUGUGCGGAAUAAAAGCUUCGCACAGGACAUGGUAUUUUGGAUUGUGCUUACCGACCAAUGGCCAUACCGUGUGAGUUACCUGCUUCAAGUUAUUGAGGAUGCGGAUCAAAGAUCAAAUGCGGGGAGAAGAAGUGAAGCUAUUGAUGAUAACACGCCACUCUUAGAGAUUUACGAAAAACACGUGAUACCUGAGUUACACGCUUCAAUGGAAACAAUCGACGGUUCGCUUUUGUCAUUGGAUGCGGAUCCGGACAUAUUGUACAGCUUCCUGUAUCGAUUAAUGUUAAACGGAAACCACCUAAACAAGGGUCGUGUGAGUCUGUUGAAUAAAUAUACCGUCAAUCUGGACCACAGCUUGAAACAAAGCAUCGCCUACCAACGUGAUGUUGCUGACAUGGAAAGAUUUGAAAAGGCUAGAAAAGCAAAGGAAGCGACAGCUGCUGUCACAACACAAAACAGCAGUGUGAUUAACCCAGCACUACUACCAAAUGAACGAACAUUUGUACCAACCACCGUUGUGAAAGCAGACAUGCAACUCCCAGUACCACACAAUCCAUGCGAACGCGUCCCUCAGAUUACUGCCGGUGAAGUGUUAAACACUUAUAACAGUAACACAAACGAUACAACCUCUGAUAACACCACUGCUAACUAAGUGCUUUAACUGUGCCGUAUACAACUACCAACAAUACUAACAGCAUUGAGCGAAACGUUCGUGGUAUAUAUAUACGACAUUCCAUGCAAUCAUAUAAAGAGGCAACAGUUUAAUCUUCGUUAUUUUGCAAAAAGUUAUAUAUUUAUGUGGAUGCAAAAAACAGGCAGAGGUCAAUAUGUCUUAAAUUAGAAAUGAAGUCAACAAAAAAAUGUUUUGAUAUGUAAUUAGUUCACGUAGCGAAACUAUAUAGCAUAUUGGCUGUUAACUUAGGUAGGUUAACUACAAGUUGCAGAAUAUUAUUAACAUAAAACAAAAUUUUACCCUUUCUUCCCCACAUUGUAGCUUAAUACUUCGAUUACUUGAAGCGCUUAUUUUUUAUUUAAUAAUUUAUAGUCGUGGGGAUACGAUAAUUCUUUGAAUCUGUUUUGUUACCACCAAAUUGGACGAAAAAAGCAGAAUAAUAAGGUGUCCCAUCUUUCCCCACCGUACUAUAAUUUUAUGGUAUUUGUAUGUAUUUCUAAUAAUAAAUUCACAUCACAAUUAACAAGGAUUUUAAAGUGA